GUGACCUCCUCUUCUUCCUCCUGGAGAAGCCCACCUACCAUCCUCCAACAAGUUCCGUCUCUGUCCUCCUUCGUCUUCAACCACCCUUGCAGAUUGAAAAUGGAGCGCCUCAGGACCGGCUUCGACAAGUUCAAGACCGAGGUCUACGACAAGAAGCCGGACCUCUUCGGCCCCCUGAAGGCCAACCAGGAACCUACGUACUUGUUGUUCGCGUGUGCCGACUCGCGCGUGUGCCCAUCGGUUACCCUGGGCCUGGAACCCGGCGAGGCCUUCACUGUCCGCAACAUCGGCGCCAUGGUCCCGUGCUACUGCAAGAACAAGCACACCGGCGUUGGAUCGGCCAUCGAAUACGCCGUCUGUGCCCUCAAGGUGAAGGUCAUUGUGGUGAUUGGCCACAGUCGCUGUGGUGGAAUCAAAGCCCUGCUCUCACUCAAGGAUGGCGCGGACGACUCCUUCCACUUUGUUGAGGACUGGGUCAGGAUCGGGUUCUCGGCCAAGAAGAAGGUGAAGGACGAGUGUUGUGACCUGCCUUUCGAGGACCAAUGUGCCGUCUUGGAAAAGGAGGCCGUCAACGUGUCCCUCCAGAACCUGAGCACCUACCCGUUCGUCAAGGAGGGUGUGGCCAACGGAACACUCAAGCUGAUCGGCGGCCACUACGAUUUCGUCUCGGGCAAGUUCGACACAUGGGAGCUGUAAAUCAAUCAUCCCUCCCAUUGCUCAAAUCCCAAUAUAUAUACAUACGUAAGUAUAUCAAAGAUAUAUCGAUCCAUCGAUAUGGAUGCCAUGGAGUACCUACUCGUUAUUUUCCAGUUGUGAAUCCCCAACAGCCUGGUGUCAAUUUUUGUAAUAAGGGAUAGUAUUUUCCGGUAAUGAAUUAUAUUGUACUACUAUGUGAUGCAUAAUUUAAUCGUCAAAUGAUCGAAUACAUCGGAUAUUAUUUUAGUCAUAUUCAUCAUCAAGAGUUUACCUUCUGAUU
Hordeum vulgare subsp. vulgare (domesticated barley) is the source of this 976-nucleotide messenger RNA. RefSeq names its product carbonic anhydrase, chloroplastic-like. The record is from RefSeq and is a predicted model, not a curated record. The coding region runs from base 100 to 696 and encodes 198 amino acids. Gene Ontology annotation, molecular function: zinc ion binding; carbonate dehydratase activity. The transcript is spliced from 5 exons. Lineage: Eukaryota; Viridiplantae; Streptophyta; Magnoliopsida; Poales; Poaceae. Gene Ontology annotation, biological process: carbon utilization.